AUGGCCCAAUGCAACAAAGCUCCUCUCCUGCUCAUACAGGACCAGCAAAGGUGCGCUUCAUCGGGCGUUGAACCUCGUGCCGGCCAGGGAAUCCCCGAGCAGCUGCAUGUGCCGGAUCUCCGGGCUUUCUUCAAGCCAGCAGUUGAGGGCGACCUCUUCUCGUGCUUCCAUUUUCGGCGACGGCAGGGCGCCGCUCGUGCUGCAGCCGCUGGCGGCUUGACCUGCUUGGCGCGUGCGGUCAGCCAGGAUGCUGCAGCCAAGAUCAUAUCUGGCUAUCAUGGUGUUCCUUGGAAGGAGGUGUUGGUGGAUGCAGCUGUUCCUCGUGCGUCUCGGUGCCUCAUCUCCCAAGCCCCCGCCCAAAGCAAGCAGACCGAUGUCUGGGAGCUGCAUCCGCCCCCUGCCCUCCCGAAGGGAAACGUUGGCACGAGCCGCUCCGCGAUUCUGUCCCAGAUACGUAGCUGCAGACUGCCAGCUGCAGUGGUGAAGAGGCUCGGGAUUGGCCCGUCAUGCCGCGUGCGAAGCACACGAGACUUUGCGGCUAUUCCUCCUCCACUGGCCUGGCAGGCGCCGGAGCCAUCUCAGCAACCCAAGGAGUCCCAAAGCCAUAGCGUGCCUUCGACUGCCUCCUUCGCCACGGCCAUCUUUGCACUCAGCCGGGAACGCCGGCUCAGUAAAACGGGGCCGCCACGGCCACAAAGGCCCAGGCAACCGGCGACCGAGAGAGAGGCUGACAAGGCCGAGGAGGACGCUCAGAAGCUCAAGCAGCCGCCGCCACCGAAACCGAGGCCUGGCAAAAAAGCCACGAAGCUCCGCCCUCGUAUGAUGUGUGCCGCGCACGAUGACGACAGCAGCCGCGAUGGCUCUCAGGAUAUUGAAGGACGUCACGUCCCACGGCCGCUAGACGAUGACGAUCAUUUCGAUGAGCCGAUAGAGAAGGCACCCCACUACGAGCGGAGUGACCGGCUUGACUCAGCAGCAGGAUACCUCUACGAGGACACAGUGGAGCACAUCUGGGACAAACAGGACGCAUCUGGUUUGGUGUGGUACACAGAUGCGGCCUAUUGGGAUAGGUUGGCAGGGGAUCUGGAUGAGCGAUGCGCAGAUGGCUGGGAUGUCGAGAGUGAGCCGCGUGAAGUUUCAAGUGACGACGACGUGGCUACCAUAGCACCCUCUGUAGAGCAGGGUGCCGGGUUGGAGGCAGUGCAGCGUGGUGUCGCAGGAAAGAUCAUGCGAUCUUGGGGCGCCGACCCUUCAGUCAAAAGGCCCAGCAGCACGCUACUGGCUGUCGUCGAGGGUCUUCAGCCAAACAUGUCGCGCACUGGUCUAGGCUGGGCUGGCGAGAGGUCGCGCAAAAAGCCUUCUCCUGGCCCUUGUGAAGACUGGCUGCGCAUUGGCUCCAUCUACGACCAGAAACGUCGCGAAGAUCGCGACGGUCUCAAGUUCCGGAAAGGCUCUGGUGGAAAGCCGUUGCCGGGUUUUUUCUCGGCGUCAGCUCUUGGGGAAGACCGGCGGCGACACCUGACCUUCGUACCUGCACAGCAUGCAGAAAAGAACGGCAUGCCGAACACCGGCGACGCGAUUCCGGACUUCAGUCUUCGCGACCACCUUGGAAACGAGGUGUCGCUUAAGACCCUCAAGGACUCAGGGAAGAAGACCUUGAUCUGGUUCUAUCCGAAGGCAGACACUCCGGGCUGA
Symbiodinium sp. CCMP2592 is the source of this 1695-nucleotide messenger RNA. The record is from the annotation of a GenBank genome assembly. NCBI's taxonomy places the organism in Eukaryota, Dinophyceae, Suessiales, Symbiodiniaceae.